This is a messenger RNA of Hypomesus transpacificus, 2426 nucleotides long. It is a transcript of the gene cyp51a1, whose product is annotated as lanosterol 14-alpha demethylase. Bases 291 to 1790 code for a protein of 499 amino acids. The record is from RefSeq and is a predicted model, not a curated record. NCBI's taxonomy places the organism in Eukaryota, Metazoa, Chordata, Actinopteri, Osmeriformes, Osmeridae. Gene Ontology annotation, molecular function: oxidoreductase activity, acting on paired donors, with incorporation or reduction of molecular oxygen; heme binding; iron ion binding. The transcript has 10 exons.
GGGGCAGGAUUAACAUUACAGUGACAGGUACUGGUAGAGAUGCCGGGCAAAUAUCACCGACCGCGUCCAAUUGUCAGUUAGCACUUUCCAGACAGGUGACUUAUCAACUACACUUGUCUCUGGGGUAUCGAAGAAUCUCCUUAUUGCGUAUUUAGGAAACGUGUUUUCAUAAACGAACGAAGCGUUCAUGAUUGUCCAUUGCGGCGACAUCGAAACGGACGGGUCUGCAUUGUGAAUAAGUCUGACGCAGCAUAUUCAACGGAAUCAGGAUACAUUAAAAAGACGACAUCAUGUCAAUGCAUUUAUAUCUAGUUAGCAGUGCGUUGAUUGAAACCACCGUCGGGAAAAUAAGUGAAAACCUGACGUCAGUGGUCCUCGCAGCCUCAGUGAUCACUCUUGCACUGGGAUACAUCUCUAAAGUGCUCAUCAAACAGUCAUGCGACAAAGACUUGAAACACCCACCAUACAUUCCUUCAAGCAUUCCAUUUCUGGGACAUGCUGUUGCAUUUGGAAAAAGUCCUAUUGAUUUCUUGGAAAACGCAUAUGAAAAGUAUGGACCUGUCUUCAGUUUCACCAUGGUGGGCAAAACCUUCACCUAUCUCCUGGGCAGUGACGCAGCAACGCUCAUGUUCAACAGCAAGAACGAAGACCUCAACGCAGAGGACGUGUACUCUAGACUGACCACGCCAGUGUUUGGCAAAGGGGUGGCCUACGAUGUAGCCAAUCCUAUCUUUCUGGAGCAGAAGAAGAUGCUGAAAACAGGUCUGAACAUUGCCCAUUUCAAGCAGCAUGUCCAGAUCAUUGAAGACGAGACCAAGGAAUACUUUGAACGAUGGGGAGACAGUGGGGAGGAAAAUCUGUUCGAGGCCUUGUCGGAGCUGAUCAUCCUGACGGCCAGCAGCUGCCUCCAUGGUAAGGAGAUCCGCAGCAUGAUGGAUGAGAAGGUGGCCCAGCUGUACGCUGACCUGGACGGAGGCUUCAGCCAUGCUGCCUGGCUGCUGCCUGGUUGGCUACCCCUGCCCAGCUUCAUACGGAGGGACAGAGCACACAAGGAGAUCAAGAACAUCUUCUUCAAGGUCAUCCAGAAACGAAGGAACUCUGGAGAGAAGGUGGACGACAUUCUCCAGACUCUUAUAGACGCCACCUACAAGGACGGCAAGCCCCUGAACGACAGCGAGAUUGCGGGGAUGCUGAUUGGUCUUCUGUUGGCGGGGCAACACACGUCGUCCACCACCAGUGCCUGGCUGGGCUUCUUCCUGGCUCGGGACCGAGACCUGCAGGAGCGCUGCCACGCCGAGCAGAGGAACGUCUGUGGAGAUAACCUGCCCCCUCUGGACCUGGACCAGCUGAAAGAUCUGACCUUGCUGGACCGCUGUUUGAAAGAGACCCUCAGACUCCGCCCCCCCAUCAUGACCAUGAUGAGAAUGGCACGCUCUCCACAGACCGCGGCGGGCUACACCAUCCCCGUGGGCCACCAGGUGUGUGUGUCCCCGACCGUCAACCACCGCCUGAAGGACACCUGGACGGACAGGACCGAGUUCGAGCCUGACCGCUACCUCCAGGAGAACCCCGCGGCAGGGGAGAAGUUUGCUUACGUGCCGUUUGGAGCAGGCCGGCAUCGCUGCAUAGGAGAAAACUUUGCCUACGUUCAGAUCAAGACCAUCUGGUCCACCAUGCUGCGCCUCUACGAGUUCGAUCUGGUCGACGGCUACUUCCCCACGAUCAACUACACCACCAUGAUUCACACCCCUCACAACCCCGUCAUCAGAUACAGAAGGAGGACGAACUGAAGGAGCAGCGAGGGGGAGAGAGGAGACGAGCGCAGGAGCUGUUUAAAGUAUGCAGCUGGACUUGAAUGAAAUGAGACCUUCAACGUUUGUCUGGGAGCACUCGGUUGAUGGAACGCUUGUUGUUUCGUUGUGUAAAUCUAUAGUUUUGCAGUCUGGUGUUCCAGCGACAAGUAAAUAAUUACUUUCAAGCCAUUUCUACUUGAUACUGAAUCGUAAGCACUUGUAAUACUGCCUUCACUAUAAGCAUAGAAAAACCACUUAUACUUUAUUUUUACCCACGUGAAUCCCUUCUUGAACUAAUUCGAAGAACGAAGCGAUCAUUUGUCCAGAGGCUGGUAAAGCAGAUGGUGUGUGAUGAUGCCUUCAGAAGGGAGUGGUGCCUGACAGAUGUAGUGCCUUGAGGAACAAAAGAGACUUCACAGCUGUGUAGUUUAGAAGUUUUGGCUUUCCACUCCCUAUAAAAUCAAUUUGUGAUUCUUUCAUUAGUUUAACGGAAUUCAUUUGAAUUCCAUUUCUUAUUAGUUUUUAUUCUACCCUUAUUUGAAUCGGAUCCACCGGUUGGGCAUGUUAGCUGAUGUGAAAUCUUGCAUAUUAUUAAAACAAGAAAAAAUUAAAACUGUUUUCCAUCCUGUUUAA